CACGUGGAGUGUAAGCACUCUUAUUAGAAAACAUAAGUUUGCAGAGAAAAGAAGUUGUAUCCGUAGCCAAAACAUUUCGCGAGGAAGUGCGUAGGACAAUCGACAGCGAGGCCCCUGUUUUGGCUGCAGCCUAGCGUCACGUUGUCUCAGUUGUUCAAAAGUCCCAUGAGACCUUGUUUUCUUAAGAGAGCCUUUCUGUUCAAUCGCUUCACGUUUCUUCCGUUCUUCGCGAAAGUCCCUUUGUUUUCGUUUUUACCGAGAACAGUCGACGAAGAGUUGUCUCCGCUCUUCGCCACUCCAGAUGCUCUGUUGUCGUCGGGUGACACAGAAUGGCGUCGGCGUCCUCCGUCCAUUUCAGAAGGUCGAACCUGUUGAUCUGGAGAAAGUCGCUCCGGUCGUACUUGCCCUAACGUUUCAUCCUCUAGCCAUACAACUCCGGCACCAACUGGCGAACUGGGAGCAGUCCGUCCGCUUUCGGACGUCGGGGGUCCACGCUUUCCAGCACUUCCGGCGGAACGGGAAGAACCGGAAGCCAGCUUGACUGGUUUCUCUAGGUUGGCGGCGGCAUUGGUUUUGUGAGGGGCCCGGCGGCCUUGGUCCUCGACGUCGGCGUUGUGGAGCCGGAUGACGCCGGGCCUGAAGGUGAGUUCGUCGCCGCCAACUGCGUCGCUUCCGUCGUCGUCGUCCCAGGGUCGACUGCUAAUCUGAUUCUGCACCUCGGCGUCACGCAGCGCGUACACCAGGGCGAUGGUAGCGGCAACCGCCAGCGCCACAACCACGACCGACAACUGGACGAACAACAUGGAGGACCUGCGACUUGCAGGGUCUCCUUCAUUCGCUCACGUGCCGACCAUGGAUCUUAGGUUUUUCGUUGCAGCGCUACUGGUGUCAGUGGUCACCAUUGGAUACGUGCAAGGCCAAGGUGGUGGCCUCUUGGAUAUCGUGCAGAAACUGCUCGAUGAGAAGAUUACCGAUCCCCAGACCAAACAGCUAGUUAUGAGCAAGUUGCCCGAUAUCCAGGUCUGCCUCAUGGGUAUGGCUUCCAUGACUCCUCAAGUCGCCAUGCAGGUCAUCGACCAGAUGAUACCGGCCCUGAAUACAUGCGGAAUGCAGUUAUCGUCUACGCCUGACGAUCAGAAGUCGAGCGUUUACGUGAGCUGCUCGCAGGAAGCAGUCGCCAAAGUUAAGAGUGCCACGGGCAUGAGCGCCGAUGAUGCGAAAAUUUUUGACGACGGAAUGGGGUGCCUGCAAAAGGCUCUGGGUUUUUAGGAUGGCUCACUACGGCGUGGGCUCCUUGCAGCUAAAUUCUACCUUACGAUAGAUUAACAGAAAAUUAAGUUUUAGAAUACGAUGAGGCGGGCUCUUGAAUAAAUUAAUUUUCUGGCAAUAUACAA
This is a messenger RNA of Dermacentor albipictus, 1394 nucleotides long. RefSeq lists its product as uncharacterized. Lineage: Eukaryota; Metazoa; Arthropoda; Arachnida; Ixodida; Ixodidae. The record is from RefSeq and is a predicted model, not a curated record.